Molecule: messenger RNA, 1068 nt
Organism: Penicillium oxalicum
Lineage: Eukaryota; Fungi; Ascomycota; Eurotiomycetes; Eurotiales; Aspergillaceae
Product: homoserine kinase
Exons: 3
Coding region: 1-1068 (355 amino acids)
Biological process (GO): L-threonine metabolic process
Molecular function (GO): ATP binding; homoserine kinase activity
Source: RefSeq, a predicted model, not a curated record
AUGAGCACUUCUUUCUUGAUCCGCACGCCAUGCUCGUCAGCGAACAUCGGCCCUGGCUUCGACGUGAUCGGUCUGGCCCUGUCCCUCCACCUCGAUAUUCAUGUCAAGAUUGACUCUACAAAACAAUCCUCGACGUUACCGCUGAACUGCGCCAUCACCUACGAGGAUCAGAGCAAGUCCGUUGAGCAGAUUAGUCUGGACCCCGAGGUCAAUCUGAUCACCCGCGUCGCCCUCUAUGUCCUUCGGUGCCAUAACCAGCGUGCAUUUCCUGUGGAGACCUCCGUGCAUAUUGUCAACCCGAUUCCCUUGGGUCGGGGGUUGGGAUCUUCUGGAACGGCCGUCGUCGCUGGUGUGAUGCUGGCCAACGAGGUCGGCAAGUUGGGACUGAGCAAGGAUCGUUUGUUGGAUUAUUGUUUGAUGAUCGAACGGCAUCCGGACAAUGUUGCCGCCUCUCUGUUUGGUGGUUUCGUCGGUACCUACCUCAACGAGCUCAAGCCUGAAGAUGUGGCGCGCAAAGAGAUCCCUCUGAGUGAGGUGCUCCCCGCCCCCGCCGGAGGAGUCGACACUGGCAUUAAGCCUCCAGAGCCACCACUGGGCAUUGGUCACUACCGCAAAUUCGACUGGGCACCGGAAAUCAAGGCGAUUGCGAUCAUCCCCGACUUUGUCGUGCCCACAGCGAACGCCCGCAACGUGCUCCCACAGACCUACACUCGUGCCGACGUGGUUUUCAACCUCCAACGCGCUGCCUUGCUUCCCGCCGCCUUGGGCAGCUCACCACCAGACCCCGACAUGAUCUAUCUCGCAAUGCAGGACAAAGUGCAUCAGCCGUACCGCCAGACUCUCAUUCCGGGUCUGACGGAGAUCUUGCAAUCCAUGACCCCAGCCACUCAGCCGGGCCUUUUGGGUAUUUGCCUUUCUGGCGCGGGACCAACCAUCCUGGCCUUGGCAACGGAUCGCUUUGAUGAGAUUGCCGAUCGCAUCAUUGCCCACUUUGCAGGCAACAACAUCACCUGCCAAUGGAAGUUACUCGAGCCUGCUCAUGGUGGCGCUACUGUAACCUCUGAGUAG